CAAAAUUUCAUUAUAUAACAUCAUCCACCGCCAUUUAUUUUCUUUUACCCUUAAACCCCUUCUUUCAAAUUUCUCUCGCACAAAAUAUUGCACCCUUCUUAUUCUCUCUUAUAUUAAAUGAAUAACCUCAAUCCGGUGGCUUUAUGUUUCCUUGCAGGCUGCGCCGUGUUCUUCGCCACCACGACGGCUCAGAAUGCGAGCACCGUGCCGGUGGACGUUGGGGUGGUGUUGGAUAUGGAGAGUUGGAUUGGGAAGAUGGGGUUGAGUUGUAUCGACAUGUCGCUUUCGGACUUCUACUCUCUUAAUCCUCACUAUAAAACCAGAAUUGUUCUUCACCCUAGAGAUUCCGGCCGAGAUGUCGUCGGAGCGGCGGCUGCAGCUGUUGAUCUGAUAAAGAACAAUAAAGUUCAUGCAAUUUUGGGACCAACGACUUCAAUGCAAGCCAACUUCGUGAUCGAGCUCGGCCAGAAAGCUCACGUCCCCAUCCUCACCUUCACCGCUUCCAGCCCCGCUCUCGCCUCCCUACGCAGCCCCUACUUCUUCCGUCUAACCCAAAACGAUUCUGCUCAAGUCACCGCGAUUAGCGCUCUCGUCAAAUCCUAUAAUUGGAGACAGGUAGUUCCGAUCUACGAAGACGACGAAUUUGGAGACGGGAUGUUACCGUACUUGAUCGACUCGCUACAGAGCGUGAACGCGCGCGUUCCGUACCGGAGCGUCAUCGAUCCGUCGGCCACGGACGACCAAAUCGAAGAAGAGCUUUACAAAUUGACGACAAUGCAAACCAGAGUGUUCGUAGUACACAUGGUUCCGUCGUUAGCAGCUCGAUUAUUCAUGAAGGCCAACGAGAUCGGAAUGAUGACAGAAGGCUACGCUUGGAUUCUAACCGGCGUAACAACAAACGUACUCGAUUCCAUGGAUUCCUCUGUUCUAAACGCCAUGGAAGGAGCUUUAGGUGUAAAAGCAUACGUCCCAAAAUCACUAGAACUCGACAGUUUCAAAAUCAGAUGGAAACGAAAAUUCCUAAUCGAAAAUCACAUCCUCAACGAACCUCAAUUAGACGUCUUUGGAUUAUGGGCUCACGAUGCAGCUCGAGCAUUAGCAAUGGCGGUUGAGAAAACAGGGGACACAGAGUUCAGAUACAAAAACAACCCAAUAAAUGAAUCGAAGAAUAAUCUCACGGAUCUUCAAACUUUGGGGGUUUCUGAAAAUGGGGAGAAAAUUCGAGAGGCGUUGUGGGAGAUGAAGUUCAAAGCGCUAACAGGGGAUUACAGGAUUGUGAAGGGGGAGCUUCAAUCGGCGAGUUUUGAGAUUGUGAAUGUGAAUGGGAAUGGGGAGAAAAGGGUGGGAUUUUGGAAUGUGGAAAACGGGUUGACUAAGAAUUUGAGUCAGAGUGGGACAAAACCAGUGAUUUGGCCGGGGGAUACGGCGGCGGAGCCGAAAGGGUGGGAGUGGCCAGUGGCGGGGAAGAAGCUGAGAAUUGGGGUGCCGGUGAAGGAAGGGUACAGUGAGUUUGUGAGAGUGUGGAAAAACGGAACAGGGGCUGAAGGGUAUUGUAUGGAUGUUUUUGAUGCAGCAAUUGGGAUGCUUCCUUACGCCGUUCCGUUUGAUUACGUUCCGUUCGCAUUUCCGAACGGUUCUAGCGCUGGAUCGUACGAUGACCUCAUCAUCAAAGUUAAUGAAGGGUUCUUCGAUGGCGCAGUAGGAGACAUAACAAUCAUAGCAAACAGAUCCAACUACGUAGACUUUACAUUGCCAUUCACAGAAUCAGGAGUUUCAAUGGUGGUUCCAACACAAGGCAACUCCAAAAACAGAGCAUGGCUUUUCUUAAAGCCUCUAACUUUAGACCUUUGGAUCACAAGCUUCUGCUUCUUUGUCUUCAUGGGCUUUGUUGUUUGGAUACUCGAACACAGAACCAACGAACAAUUUCGUGGUCCUCCCUCUCAUCAAAUCGGCACAAGCCUCUGGUUUUCCUUCUGCACCAUGGCCUUUGCUCAAAGGGAAAGCUUGGUAAGCAAUUUGGCAAGAUUCGUGGUGUUGAUAUGGUUUUUCGUUGUGUUUAUUCUGACUCAGAGCUACACAGCAAGCUUGACUUCUCUGUUAACAGUUCAACAAUUGCAACCAACGAUUACAGAUAUAAAUGUGUUGUUGAAGAAUCAACCAUGGGUGGGAUAUCAAGAUGGUUCGUUUGUUUUCGGGUUGUUGCGCUCUGUUGGGAUUGAGAAACUUAGGCCUUAUGAUGCUCCUGAUCAACUCCAUGAGAUGUUUAGACUUGGAAGCAAUAAUGGCGGAAUUGAUGCUGCUUUUGAUGAAAUCUCUUAUGUUAAACUCUUCCUUUUUAAGUUUCCUGAUAAGUACAUCAUGGCUGAUCCCAGCUACAAAACCGAUGGAUUUGGAUUUGCAUUUCCAAUGGGUUCGCCAUUGGUGGCUGACGUGUCAAGAGCCGUUUUAAAUGUGACGGAAAGUGAGAAGAUGAACCAAAUACAAAAGAAAUGGUUUGGUGAACAAUGCAACUCGUUGCCUACUGGCUCAAAGGUCACUUCUUCAAGGCUCAACCUUGACAGUUUUUGGGGGCUAUUUCUCAUUACCGGCAGUGCUGCAAUCAUUGCUCUUAUUGUCUACUUUAUCAUUUUUCUCUGCAAAGAACAGCACACGCUCCGUCGCACUGUCAAUGAAGGCUCGAACUCUUCCUUUCGAGAUAAAAUUCGAGCGUUGCUCAAAACUUACGACCAAAGAGACUUGACUUCACAUACAUUUAGAAAGAGUAAUCUUCAUCAGGGGGACAAAACGAUUCGUAUGAUCGACGGUGGGUCCGUUAAAGCCUCACCGAGUCGAUCAAAUUAUUCAGUUAAUGACACUAACUUUGAGUUAUUCUCUGAAUCGGGGAAUUCGAGUCCCAUGAAUCAUCGAGCUUUGGAAAUGGUGGUGAGACCUACCAUGGAGACAGCUUUGGGAAAUGGAGAAGAAAUAACUGAAAUCCAUGUGAAUAAUAAUUGAUUAGUCCGUAGGUUUUAGUUUUGGGGGGCUGAAGUUGGGAAUUUGGAAAGUUUUUGGGUGUACUUUUUUGUGGAUAGAUUUGACUUUCUUGUACACUACAAAAACUCCCUUUGCUAGCGACUAGGUUUUUUUUUCCCUCU
This is a messenger RNA of Benincasa hispida (wax gourd), 3134 nucleotides long. Its product is annotated as glutamate receptor 2.8-like. The record is from RefSeq and is a predicted model, not a curated record. Gene Ontology annotation, molecular function: ligand-gated monoatomic ion channel activity. Gene Ontology annotation, cellular component: membrane. Lineage: Eukaryota; Viridiplantae; Streptophyta; Magnoliopsida; Cucurbitales; Cucurbitaceae.